AUGCGUCGAGACAGAUCUGCCAGCCGCAGGAAGGCAAACACUCCUGUUCGUCGUCCCCCUGCACCAGUCCCAGAGGCACCCCGCUCAGGUUCGAAGCCAUCUACGUCAAAGUCUCCUGCGUCUCCCAGAAAAAAACGAUUCAGACCAGGAACCAGAGCCUUAAUGGAGAUCCGCAAGUACCAGAAGAGUACUGAUCUUCUGAUCAGGAAGGCACCCUUCGGUCGCCUGGUUCGUGAGGUGUGCCAUCAGUUUACCUUUAAAGAAUACCGGUGGCAGGUCUAUGCUCUGCUGGCUCUGCAGGAGGCUGCUGAGACGUUUCUCGUCAUGUUAUUCUCAGACGCUAACCUUUGUGCCAUCCAUGCCAAGAGGGUCACUCUAUUUCCUCGUGACAUUCAGCUGGCCAGGAGGAUCCGUGGGGUGGAUCACCUGUAA
Nematolebias whitei (Rio pearlfish) is the source of this 432-nucleotide messenger RNA. Its product is annotated as histone H3-like centromeric protein A. Gene Ontology annotation, cellular component: nucleosome. Bases 1 to 432 code for a protein of 143 amino acids. Gene Ontology annotation, molecular function: protein heterodimerization activity; structural constituent of chromatin; DNA binding. The record is from RefSeq and is a predicted model, not a curated record. The transcript is spliced from 4 exons. Lineage: Eukaryota; Metazoa; Chordata; Actinopteri; Cyprinodontiformes; Rivulidae.